AUGAUCAUUUCAAAGGCAACGGUUUUAACUAUACUUUGCUCGUUGAUUAUAAUCAGUAUUUGUGGACCAAUAUGUCAAGACACGAUACCAUUUUCAAUAAAAUUCUCCCAAUCACCUCUCAUCGUCUACGGCGAUAUCAUUGAAACGGCCACAGCUGUUUCGGUUAAUAAUCAUACCAAACCAUUCAAUAUAACGUUCGUUGUUCGAUGCACACUGAAAGGCAUUCCGCCAGCACAAGAAAACAUUAUUAUCGAGCACACAUUACCCGAUAAUCCACUUUGCUAUCGAGCACUAGUUCACGGUCGCACCUAUGUUUUUUUCCUGAAUCAAACAAGCACUACUCAUCAUUAUAAACAGAUGCCUUAUCACGAACUGUCUUUCAAUCAAGAUGCUACCGCCGAACUUCUCAAACGUACAUGUGGUAUUCAAACUCGUCCGUUUCACGAAAUCAUCAAAGAUGGCAGUAACGAAGUCGACUACCAAUGUCCUAUCGUAUCAAUUGGUUGUACCUAA
Messenger RNA from Adineta ricciae, 513 nucleotides. The record is from the annotation of a GenBank genome assembly. NCBI's taxonomy places the organism in Eukaryota, Metazoa, Rotifera, Eurotatoria, Adinetida, Adinetidae.